GCGCGUUCUCCCCUGCCAACCGUGUCGAAAGUUACUAGACCACUCGCAACGAAGGAGACGCACGUCCAGCGUCAGCUCCUCUCCCACUCUCGAAUUGUUCGGCAUCCGCCGUAGUGUUACAUCUAUUCGCUAAGCAGGGCAGACUGUGCGAGACCUCAACAUGGCGCUCGCUUCCAAGACCGAGUCUCAAAAAGUGUUUGAGAAGCUGAAGGUCAAGCCGGCAAACAAGAUAUGUUUCGACUGCGGCGCAAAGAACCCUACAUGGUCCUCGGUCCCAUUCGGCAUCUACCUCUGUCUUGAUUGCUCCGCGAAUCACCGCAACUUGGGCGUCCAUAUCUCCUUCGUGCGGUCAACGAAUUUAGAUAUCUGGCAAUGGGAUCAGCUUCGAAUCAUGAAGGUUGGUGGCAAUGAAUCCGCCACGAAAUACUUCCAGACACACGGUGGCGGCGCCGCUCUCGCCAGCAAAGAUCCAAAGAUGAAGUACACUUCGACGGCUGCUACAAAAUAUAAAGAGGAGCUAGCUAGGCGAGUUACUGCAGAUGCGAAAUUAUAUCCCGGCCCAGUCGUGAUAACUGACAUUCCGGAUCCUGACUCUGAGGGUGCGAGCACACCAGCAGAGAACGAAGAUGAUUUCUUUUCAUCAUGGGACAAGCCCACAAUUAAACGUCCUAGCAACCCUCCUUCGCGUACUGGUACACCCGCUCAAGGUAGCCGUACAGCAUCACCAUUUCUUAAUGCGCCUGCGAACGGCAGCGGUCCCAAUCGCCCUAAAUCGCCUCUUGUGUCCGCAGAAAGCUCAACGCCAUCCGCCAAAGCUAUUCCUUCUGCCGCCAUACGGAAGCCGGCAGGCGUGUCUGCUAAUCGACCAAAGACAAACAUCCUGGGUGCAAAGAAGAAAGGCCUGGGUGCAAAGAAGGUCGUGGCCUCGGACGGUCUGGAUUUUGAGGAAGCAGAGAAGAAAGCGAAGGAGGAAGCGGAACGGAUAGCAAAACUUGGCUAUGAUCCGGAUGCAGAGGCGGCCGAGGCCACAGUCAAGUCGUCCGUCGUCGAAUCUUCCUCCAUCAUUAGCCCUACACCAGUGAGUCCGGUGCGUGGAGGUAGUAAGAGUAGCGACGUGGAGAAUCUUGGUGUGCAGAUACAGAGGCUUGGGUUUGGACAGACUGCUGGGGGCGCGAAGACGGCUGCCCCGAAGAAGAUGGGGUUUGGUGCUGUGGGCAAGCCACAGACUGAUGAUUCUGAGCGCUUCGCUCGCGAGAAGUUCGGUACACAAAAAGGCAUCUCGUCAGACGAGUUCUUCGGUCGUGGCAUGCAUGAUCCGUCCGCUGCAAACGAAGCCAAGUCCCGCCUACAAGGAUUCGAAGGUGCUACGUCGAUCAGUAGCAACGCGUACUUCGGACGGCCUGAGGACGAAGGCCCAGUCGAUGACUAUGGCGACCUAGAAGGCGCUGCGAAGGAUUUUGUGCGUAAGUUUGGCAUCACUGCGGGAGAUGAUCUGGACAAUCUAACAGCAAUGCUUGGAGAGGGUGCAACGCGGUUGCAAGGAGCCAUUAGGACGUAUCUGAACAGCUAGGGGAUGGCAUCGCAAGGUUUGAGAAUGAAUGGAUCAUAUUGAGUAUCAUCCGCUGUGAUGCAAGGUGCUCCGAGGUGUGACAAAGGCGUUGGGAGAGUCUGCCAGUGUUGAGAAUACGAGUGACAAUACGAUGGAUACGUCCAAUGGCUUCUGACAUUGAUGUCAUUGUCCACAACAUAGUAUGGGUGGCCCGGCCGCUCCGGCCGACCGAGAGACAGAUCAUAAUAUAU
Molecule: messenger RNA, 1800 nt
Organism: Pseudovirgaria hyperparasitica
Lineage: Eukaryota; Fungi; Ascomycota; Dothideomycetes; Acrospermales; Acrospermaceae
Product: ArfGap-domain-containing protein
Exons: 5
Coding region: 161-1570 (469 amino acids)
Biological process (GO): COPI coating of Golgi vesicle
Molecular function (GO): GTPase activator activity
Source: RefSeq, a predicted model, not a curated record